Molecule: messenger RNA, 330 nt
Organism: Plasmopara halstedii
Lineage: Eukaryota; Oomycota; Peronosporomycetes; Peronosporales; Peronosporaceae
Product: atp-binding cassette superfamily
Exons: 1
Coding region: 1-330 (109 amino acids)
Source: RefSeq, a predicted model, not a curated record
AUGGAGCUCACCACCCACACAAAGAAACACGAAAGCAAUAUCCUAAAAUACUGGCAUCGUGGUAUCUAUAAAUGUUACACGGGUGGCACAAUCAUAAAGCUGCAUCCUGAAUGCUUCCUAGAGCUUCAAAUGAUUGCAGUCGAGCGUGUAAACGAGUAUAUGGAUCUGGAAUCUGAAGAACAUGCCAUGAAGGCUUAUAGUCGUUCCGAAAUGAGCAAAUUACCAAACAUGUGGACUUCAGCAGGUCAUAUUGUGUUCAAGGAUUUGACACUCACUUACGGUCCACUGCUUGCUUACUUUCCUCUAAACGGUUUAAGAAGACGAGUUUAA